Molecule: messenger RNA, 237 nt
Organism: Symbiodinium sp. CCMP2592
Lineage: Eukaryota; Dinophyceae; Suessiales; Symbiodiniaceae
Source: the annotation of a GenBank genome assembly
AUGCUGCUUCAUUUCUGUGUUUGUGAUUUCGCUUCCUUCUGGCGCAAACGCUGGACACAGCUCGGCUACCUCUCUGCAAGCGACCAGUUCCGUGUCCGCACGACCUCCGGCGCGAUGAUGGCUCGCUUCUAUCGCCUCCAGUGCGAGCAUCGACAAUGGGAGGCAAAAGAGCUCUUCGAGGCCAUGUGCGUCGUCCAGGACAGCAAGGCCCACAAAUGCUUGGCAGGCUUCCUUUAG